Molecule: messenger RNA, 684 nt
Organism: Lucilia sericata (common green bottle fly)
Lineage: Eukaryota; Metazoa; Arthropoda; Insecta; Diptera; Calliphoridae
Exons: 2
Coding region: 61-558 (165 amino acids)
Source: RefSeq, a predicted model, not a curated record
CACGGCAAUUGAGAAACUUAUUAAAUCCCACAAAUCCAAAAAAAAUUUAAAUAUUAGAAAAUGACUAAAAUCAUUAAAGUGUUCAUGGUGAUAAUUUAUGCCGUAAAUUUGAUACAAAACUCUAUGGGUCAAACACCCGUGAGAAAAUGUGCCAAUGGUCUACCAGAACCCUUAUCGGUACAAGUAAACUCGUGUAGCGAAAUGCCCUGCAGUUUAUGGCGAGGUUUCUCCACAAACAUGGAAAUACAAUUCGUGUCCACUAAAGAUUCGGUUCGAGAUAUUAAAGCCGAUAUUCAGAUGACUACUGCGGGUAUAGGCAUGUCUUUGGGAUUAUCUUCUGAACGCAAAAAUGUUUGUAAUAAUUUAAUGUUUGAUGCCUAUUGUCCCAUGGAUGCAGAGGAGGAUGCCACUUAUCAUUUAGUAUUGGAUAUAGCAGAUCACCAGCCUGAAGUGCCGGUUAAAAUAGAGGUAUCCAUUAAAGAUGCCAGUGAUGAUACAGUGUUUGCCUGUUUUGUAUUGGAUGGAAAAAUUACAAGGCGCAAUGCAGCCUUAAUGUAAAUAUCUGAGACUCUUUUAUAUUUUCUUUUGUUAGAUUAGUUAGAAAUUUAGAUUUAAGAGAAAACAUUGUAUCAAUGUUUUAUUAUAUAGGAGACAUAUAUAUCAUGUAUAAAAUGUAAGUUGUAA